Passer domesticus (house sparrow) is the source of this 1497-nucleotide messenger RNA. RefSeq names its product NOP protein chaperone 1 (gene NOPCHAP1). Gene Ontology annotation, biological process: box C/D snoRNP assembly. Bases 45 to 506 code for a protein of 153 amino acids. Gene Ontology annotation, molecular function: box C/D methylation guide snoRNP complex binding. The record is from RefSeq and is a predicted model, not a curated record. The transcript is spliced from 4 exons. Lineage: Eukaryota; Metazoa; Chordata; Aves; Passeriformes; Passeridae.
GCCGCCGAGCGCGCGGGCCGCUCCACUUCCGCGCGGGCGGGCGCAUGGCGGGGCCGGCGGCGGCCCGGGAGCUGCUGGACGUGCGGCCCCGGCCAGGGCUGGAAGACAUUUUGCUGAUUAAUUCAAAAUGUAGCAGCAAGAAGGCCACAGCUUUACAGACGGUAAAGGUGCCAAGGAGCAGUGUUUUGGACCGAGUACAGAGCUUUUUACCACAGAUGGCCCAGGCAAAUGACGAGCUCAAAAGAAAAAUGGUAACAGCACCUGCUCAUCAGUUUGAUAUUGAACAUCUAGACAGUGAAACAGAAAAAGUUAUAGAAAUGAAUGUGGCCGUAGUUGAAUUGAGUGAUUCUGAUACAGAUGAAGAGUUGCUGACUUCAGAAGAUGACUCAGAAUCUGAUGAAGAUGACUCUGUAACUGAUGAAGUGACAGUGGACAAUAUUAAGUUUCCUCAACAAAAGGGAGAAAAGGGCAAAAUAGAAAUUUUGGACAGCAAAGCAAAUGAGUAAAUCCAUUUUAUUUUACUUUAAAAAACCCAAACCAACCAAAUAAUAUUUUCUCACUUUGAAGAGUUGUCUCUUAAAACCACUUUGUUUCCCAGUGUAGCAUCUCUCAGGAUCCUGUGAAAUGCUAUAGCUUACAUGGUGGAGAAUUCAGGAUCCACUCAUGGCUGGGGAAGGCUGGGUUUCUGAAGAAUUAAGUGUGAUUUUAUUCAUCAAAUAACAGGGAAAUGCAUUUCAUAGUAGAUUACACCAAGAAAACAGCUAAAGGGGCACUUGAAAGUUGAAAAUUCUUGUUCUGUUGCUUUGUUGAAGACUUUUUUUUUAGAGGAAGAUGAGGGCAAGAAAGAGUUAACCAGGAAAGAAGCUUUGUUUUCAUAUUCCAUGUCCUGUGAAGUGUUAUGUACACUCUCUUCACUAUUAAACAUGAUCUUUAAGUACCCCAGAGGUAAGUCUGCAAUGCAUUAAUGGCAGUGACUGCUCAAGAGCUGAGCCAGCCUGGGUAAGGACAGCCAUGAGUUCAGCAAAGGGUCACUUAGUACUUACCCUGUGUGCUGCACUGGGCUCCACACCAGCACAGCGAGCUUACAGGCUCCUGGGAAGCCUUUGUGGCUGUGGUGCAAACACCCUCCAUACUCAAAGGAUCAAGGCUGCCUCUGGGGUGUUAUGGUGGCUUUAAACUACACUUUUCAUCCCCCAAUUUCCCUGCCACGUUUCCAAUCUCCAUUUUGUUAACUGUCACUGACAGAAGGAUGAAAAGGUGACUUUUCAGCUGGCCUGUACUUAAGUUGGCUUGACACAGUUGUGACACCAGAAUCAGUGAAAGUGUGUCCCAUUUAUACUUAACCUCAGAGUGAUCAAAUACAAUGGUUUGGGCUAUUACAUUCACUUCAUAGAUCAGUCUGCAUUUCAGAAGUAUCUGUCAUGCUCCUGGAUGUCAUUGUUUCUUAAAGGAACUUUGUAUAUUCUACACCAUUAAAGUAAAAUUUUCAAUACUGUA